Messenger RNA from Necator americanus (New World hookworm), 891 nucleotides. RefSeq lists its product as uncharacterized. The coding region runs from base 1 to 891 and encodes 296 amino acids. The transcript is spliced from 7 exons. Gene Ontology annotation, cellular component: transcription regulator complex. Gene Ontology annotation, biological process: regulation of transcription by RNA polymerase II; regulation of cell population proliferation; regulation of cell cycle. Lineage: Eukaryota; Metazoa; Nematoda; Chromadorea; Rhabditida; Ancylostomatidae. Gene Ontology annotation, molecular function: DNA-binding transcription factor activity, RNA polymerase II-specific; RNA polymerase II cis-regulatory region sequence-specific DNA binding; transcription factor binding. The record is from RefSeq and is a predicted model, not a curated record.
AUGGACGGCGAAAAGGGCGAGUUCCAGGCCCUCGGCGGAUCGCUGGCCCUCGAUCAGAAAGGCGAAUUUCAAGCCCUACGGGGCACACUAUCGUUGGAUUUAUCCGCUUGUAAACUUCGAAAUCCACCACCUACCACCAACAACGCCACGAAUAAUGAACCGCGUACCGAUCCAACGCUCGAACAAAAGCAAUACGCACAAGGAUUUCUCGAUGCACUUCGUACGGUUCAACAAAUCCAUAAUUUCGAAUUUGAGAAAAAAGUACUAUCACCUGGAUUUAUAGCGCCACUGGUCAGCACAGAGUUCCUCACUCCUCUUAUUUCUCCUUCUAGUCGAGACUACCAGGCGAUUCUGAAUGCUAUGGUAGCGAAAACACCGAUCAUGCAACCGAUGGUUGGGACAUCGGCAAGUUCAAAUCUACCUUCCGGUUUCCCAACGGCAAUGUCCGUUGCCGGCACUUCAUCAACCACUUCUGUCGGACCGUCACCAUCCACUUCGGCUACUGUCCCAAGUGCUGAUCAGCUUAUCACAUCAAAAGUGGAGAUUAAACAAGAACCUCGAUGUGUUUCUGAGGAUUCCACCGAGUCGGACCGAUCCAGAGCGUCAAGUACAGCAACUCAUAAUCCUAGGUCGAAUAGAGUGGAAUUAGAGUUAGCAAUGGACGAACAGGAGAAACGGAAGUUGGAUCGAAAACGUGCUCGUAACCGAGCUGCAGCCACAAAAUGUCGUCAGAAGAAAAUCGAUCGGAUCCAGGAACUCGAAGGACUGGUAGCGACAGAAAAACAACGAGCUCAGAAUUUGGAUUUAGAAAUGGAGAGUUUGCGUAGUACACUACAUCAACUGCAACAAUUGAUACAAAUGCAUGAACAAAGAGGCUGCGCACGCAGCUGA